Gigantopelta aegis is the source of this 2858-nucleotide messenger RNA. RefSeq names its product F-box protein At1g78280-like. NCBI's taxonomy places the organism in Eukaryota, Metazoa, Mollusca, Gastropoda, Neomphalida, Peltospiridae. The transcript is spliced from 9 exons. The record is from RefSeq and is a predicted model, not a curated record. Gene Ontology annotation, molecular function: histone H4R3 demethylase activity; sequence-specific DNA binding. Gene Ontology annotation, cellular component: cytoplasm; nucleus. Gene Ontology annotation, biological process: positive regulation of translational termination; protein hydroxylation; negative regulation of gene expression. Bases 213 to 1445 code for a protein of 410 amino acids.
GGUCACGUUGGGAAACAAUCAAAUAGAUUGCGAACGUAGAGAAACGUUUGAUGGCUGAAUUUGAGGCUGUAACCGUGCGUUCGCAAGCUCACACGUGUAAUAUAACGUCAUGCUUCAUUGGUUACGGUUCGGAGUGUUGUAGGAUACUAAAAUCAUUUUCUUCUUCUAAUGACAUACAGUUGACUAAUACAUGUAGCUGCUGUUGAUGAAAAAUGAGGAAACAGAAACAGAGGAAUUUGAAAACUGGGAGUAACUUGUCAAAAAACAACACACUGACCCUACAGGAGGCGCUACGCAUGUUUGGUCCUGUCAUCGCCGUCGUCGUCGCGUUUAUCGGUACCAUCAUUCACUUCAAGUCCAACCAGUUAUCGGCUGCAUCUCAGGAUGGUCAACAAACUGGCGGGUGUAUUCUGUCGAAACCGUACAUCUACAACUACACAUCGGGAUUCCUGAGACGAGACUUCAACAUGCAGAAAUACUCGUUUCCGUACAGUGGAAGCAGCAUAGACCGCAGAUCUUGCCUGUCCAUUCAAGAGUUCUGGGACGUCUAUGAUGCCAAGUGGCCUGUUCUUAUCACAGACGUCGUUCCCAAGUGGAACGCGUUUAGCUGGACAAGUAAAUACUUUUCCGAUCACUAUGGCGAUGAACGUGUCGUCAUGAAGGCAUGUCGAGGCAUGUUACGAGAUGCUACGAGCUUGGCUCUGCCUCUGAAAUUGUUCCUGAAACAUCUUAACGAUAGCUCGCCUACCAGUUGGACGUACUUUGAGGAUGAGCUGUUCUUGCCCCUCAGAAAGGAGUUACGCAGUCAGAUUCCAGCAAACGACUACAACUCUGAGAACUGGUUUAAUCUGUUUCCGCCCGAACUGCGGCCGUGGGAUUGUAUGAUUCUGUGGGGCACCGCGUACUCACGGUCCUCUCUUCACAUCGAUCCCUACAACUGGACGGGAACCAAUGCUGUUUUAAAAGGAAAGAAGAGGUGGCGGCUUUUCCCACCUGGCCAGGACAGUCUGCUAUCAGUGUAUCCUGAUAGAAAGUGUGGUUUCCCUCUGGAGUGCAUGAAAUACAAUAGUCCUAUUGAUGCCUUUUCAUUGGAGACGAAUGAAGUUACGUUUCCACUCUUUAAAAGAGCAUUCUACCUGGAAUUUGAACAGCAGCCGGGAGAACUACUCAUCAUUCCCACAGGGUGGUUCCACCAGGCCUACAAUGUGGAGACAACUCUUGCGAUCUCUGGCCAGAUCAUGAACAGAAAUAAUCACUUAAUCAUUCUCGAAGAGAUCUUGAAGGCUGGGGUCAUCAAGCGUUCUGCAAUCCCAUCUUACUUCAAUGAGCUGGAGCCAAAGGAACAGGUGAAGCUGUUCGUGUCUCUGUUGCCAAAGAAGGUGAUAGAGAAAGGCAAGAUGGUGACGGAGGAGGUGAUAAACCAGGUCAAACAGACAUCGAAGUGAAGAAUUUCAAAUGGAACAACCCUUUGUUGAUACAACAGAGUCAGUAGUGUUUAAGUUUAGUAUAAUCAGGGGUGUGAGGCUUACAGCUGUGUAAUUAGUUAUAUUUAACAGACAUCGAAGUGAAGAAUUUCCAAUGGAACACUGUUUGAUGAUACAACACAGUUUUGUUUAAGUUAAGGAUACUCGGGGUGGGGGGAGUGGGGUGUGUGUGUCUGUGUUAUUCUUAAGGUUACAGUGAACUGUGUAAUUAGUUGUACUUAAGGUCAUGGUAACCUUGAGGAUUAGUUAUAUUUAAGAUUAUGAUAACCUGUAAAAUGAGUUGUACUUACAUUUACAGUGACCAUACAGGUCUGUUUUACUUUGUUUAGUUAAUUAUGUAAGAUCAGUUGUACUUAAGGUUAUGGUAACAUUAAGAUCAGUUGUGCUUAUAGUAACCUGCAAGAUCAUUUGUUCUUCAGUUGUAGGCUACUUGGUUAGGUAAUAUGUAAUAUCAGUUGUACUUAAAUUUGUGGUAAUAUUUAUGAUCAUUUGUACUUAAGUUUACAGCAGUCUGUAAGAUCAGUUGUUCUUAAGGUUACUGUAACCUGAAAAAUCAGUUUUACUUAGUUGGCAUAAUACAUGUAAGAUCAGUUGUAUUUAAUAUUAUAGUAACCUGUAUAUAGUCCAGUUGUAUUUAAGUAUAUGUUACCCUGUAUGUUAAAACUUAAAAUAAAGGUUACUAUAACCUUUUAAAAAUCAGUUUUAAUUAGGUUACUGUAUUAUUUGAUAUUAGUUGUAUUUAAGUUUACAGUAACCUGUAUGUCCAGUUGUUAUUGUUACUCUCUAUGUUAAAAAAAAAAGGUUACUGUAACCUAUAAAAUCAGUUUUAAUUAUAGUCCGUCCCAUCUUCGUACAAAAAUGUUUUUUGUAAAUAAUUUCAGUUUGGUUUGACGUAAGAAAAAAAGUUAGUGUUUUGGAAAUAACACAAAACAAAUACAAUAUUUGUGUGCAAUUUAGAAAACAGUCGGCUCAGAAAUAAAUAACUUAGUAAAUUCCAUAGUAUGAAACAAACUGAACAUUGGACCAAGUAAAAAGUCUCUUUUUUAGGAAUAUUUGGUUUAGAGCAACCCCUGCAAUUAAGAAAAUGUCCACGGCGAAAAAAACAUACCCUUGAAAAAAAAAACCUUGAAUAUAGUUCAAGGCAAAAAAAACCUCGGCAAUUUACACAGCAUUGCUGAUUGCCGUGGACAACUGCAGGGGUUGUAGAGAGAUUCUGUUUUGGGCCCCGUUUAGGAAGUUAUCUUAGCGCUGAAGUUUUCUUAAAGGGACAGACCCUAGUUUCAACCCAUGAAAAUUAACACUAAGUUUAGUUAAAGGGACAGACCCUAGUUUCAGCCCGUGAAAAUUAACACUAAGUUUAGUUAAAGGGACAGA